CUCUCUUUCUCCCUCUAGAAGAACCUUAUUCCUCCAAAAGAAAAUAUUAAAAUAUCUCUGAUUCUUAUCCCUUUACACCGCCUCACAUCAUUUCCCUUCAUAUAUUAUUACAAAGUUCAAAUCUUUAUGUAUUACAAGAUCUGAUUUUGGAUUUGAGGAUUUAGACCUUUUCUGGUUUUUUUUUUGUUUUGAGGUAACUCAAUUUUCUGGGAAAUGUCGCUUUUACCCAAAAGCGAUUCGAUUCACAUUCGAGAAGUAUGGAGUGACAAUCUGGAACAAGAGUUCGAUUAUAUCCGAGAAAUCGUCGAUGAGUAUCCGUACAUCGCAAUGGAUACGGAGUUUCCAGGUGUUGUUCUCCGACCUGUCGGAAAUUUCAAGAACAGUAAUGAUUAUCAUUACCAAACCCUAAAGGAUAACGUGGAUUUGUUGAAGUUAAUUCAGUUGGGGUUAACAUUCUCUGAUGAAAAUGGGAAUUUACCAAAGUGUGGUACCGAUAAAUACUGCAUUUGGCAGUUUAAUUUCUGUGAUUUUAAUCCUAAUGAGGAUGUUUAUGCUAAUGACUCAAUUGAGUUGUUGAGGCAAAGUGGCAUUGAUUUCAAGAAGAAUAUCGAAAAGGGCAUCGAUGCGAAGCGAUUUGGUGAGCUUUUAAUGUCUUCAGGAAUUGUGCUAAAUGAUAAUGUGUAUUGGGUUACAUUUCAUAGUGGUUAUGAUUUUGGCUACUUGUUGAAAAUCUUGACUUGUCAGGAUUUGCCUGAUACUCAAACAGGUUUCUUUAACUUAAUCAACAUGUAUUUUCCUGUGGUUUUCGAUAUUAAGCAUUUGAUGAAGUUCUGUAAUAGUCUUCAUGGUGGAUUGAACAAGCUUGCUGAACUUUUGGAGGUUGAGAGAGUUGGUGUUUGCCAUCAGGCCGGUUCGGAUAGCUUGCUUACAGCUUGUACUUUUAGGAAGUUGAAAGAGAACUUCUUUAGUGGAUCAAUGGAAAAGUAUGCCGGUGUCUUGUAUGGUCUAGGUGUUGUUGAGAAUGGACAGAAUGUCCAUUGAUGAAGAAAGAAAAAAUGGAAAAAAAAAAUGUGAAAAAAAAAACAGAAAAAGAAAAGAUAGAUGUUUAGUGUAUUUGUGUGUGCUUAUGAUGCCACACUACUCUGUAAACUUUUAAUGAGAAAGUUUGCUCUUCAUUUAUGAUAUCACCCUUCUUUUGGCUCAA
Nicotiana attenuata is the source of this 1204-nucleotide messenger RNA. RefSeq names its product probable CCR4-associated factor 1 homolog 7. The transcript is spliced from 2 exons. Lineage: Eukaryota; Viridiplantae; Streptophyta; Magnoliopsida; Solanales; Solanaceae. Bases 214 to 1041 code for a protein of 275 amino acids. Gene Ontology annotation, cellular component: CCR4-NOT core complex; CCR4-NOT complex; P-body. The record is from RefSeq and is a predicted model, not a curated record. Gene Ontology annotation, molecular function: poly(A)-specific ribonuclease activity; nucleic acid binding.